UCAUAGGAUAUUUUGGUAAUAUUUGGAUAAUUUUAACAGCAUCUUUUCAACUGAUUUCUUCUGCAGAUUAAAAAUUCGAAACACCUGAUGAAGAAGAUGUAAAAUUCGUAAUCGCGUUUUCGUGGGAAUGAUUUUUCUACCAAAUGUUUGGAAGUCUAUUUGAUGACGAAAGGCCGGUUGGUGCGAUGACUAACGUGCACACAUUGGCCAUACCAAGACCCCCAAGCCGAAGAUUGUCAUGUGGAUUGAGCGGUAUAGAAAAUCAAGGAGCUACUUGUUACCUGAACUCUCUUUUACAAACACUUCUUUACACCCCAGAGUUCAGAGAGGGCCUGUUUGGCUUAUCGGAUGCUGAGCUUGGUUCUCUGGAAAAUAGAGAAAGGGGUGGAAAAGUUAGAAUAAUUCCUCUUCAGCUUCAGAGGCUAUUUGCUAGAUUGCUCUUGGUCGAUCAGCAAGCUGCAUCUACCACUGAGCUCACUGAUAGCUUUGGAUGGAGCAACAAUGAGGAACUUCAGCAACAUGAUGUACAAGAGCUUAAUCGAAUUCUAUUUAGUGCUAUUGAUUCAUCCCUCAUUGGAACUACGGGUAAAGAUCUGAUUUCUAAAUUAUACCAUGGAUCAACAAUAAGUGAGAUUGUGUGUCAAAUUUGUGGCAAAAUCAGUGAAAAAGAAGAAGACUUUUUAGAUUUAAAUGUAAUUGUAGCUAAUUACAAUAAUCUACAAGACAGUCUUAAUGCAACGUUCCUACAACAAGAAAUCAUGAAGGGUAAAAAUCAGUAUCGCUGUAGUACCUGUUGUAAUUUAGUCGAUGCAAAGAAGGGUUCAAAAAUUAAGUGUCUUCCUCCUAUUCUGACUUUCUCACUUUUGCGCUUCAGCUACGAUAUAGCUAAAGGUGAACGUUAUAAAGAAACUGGUAAAUUUAUUUUUCCAUUCGAAAUUAACAUGGCUCCUUACUGUAAUAAGGAGAUGAGCACAGAAGAUUCCACAUAUGAACUUUUUUCAGUUGUAAUCCAUAGUGGUUGUAGCUACGGGGGCCAUUAUCAUGCUUAUAUUAGGGAUGUUGAUUGUUUGGGAAAGUGGAUGCCUCCAGAUGAAGAGCUCAACAAUAUUUCAAAUGCAUCAAGCAAAGAAAGUGUUGAUGCAUAUGAAGAUCCAAUAACGUUAAUUAAGGAAAUAUUAUUAGAAAAUGAAGAUCGUUGUCUUCCUGUUGAAUUUCUGUGUGGGGAAAUUAACAAGGUAACUGGGCUGUCUUGGAAUAAGAAAUAUAAAAGUACAUAUGGUCUUAUUGCUAAGUUCCUUCAAAAGCAUAGUGAUGUAUUUUACUUCAAUAAUGCCACAAAUAUAGUUUAUUUAAAAAAUGAAGUUGUUAAUUCUGAGCCUGUUCCUGGAUGCUCAACUUCAGCUGCUUGUGAUAGUGAAAACAUUUCCAGUAGUCCAAAAGAGAACAAAAAAUACACCCUGAAAUUAAAUUUUUUUGAUAAGAAAAGGUCUCAGAAUAGUUUUGCUGCUUUUAGUCAAAACUGGUUUGAUUUCAAUGAUUCUAGAGUUAGUUCUAUUCUAGUAAAAGAUAUUGAAAAACAAUAUUCUGGUAAAGAAAGUGCCUAUAUGCUAUUUUAUCGAAGAAAAUCCUUGUUAAGGCCUUUAGAAGCUAGAGGUAAUCCAAAGUACAUGAUGCCAGAAAGACUCAUGAAACUAGCUGAAGAAGAGAAUGCUGAAUUAGAGAGACAGAGAGAAGAGUAUGAAACUGCUCUGAAUACCAUAAAUCUUCAAGUGCACUUAGGAAACAAUUAUAAAUGUUCUAAUGGUGUUCUAGAAGCAAAGCCCAAUGAAGUUUGCAGUUUGGAUUUAGCUAUUGACAAAAGGAAGCUAUUAAUGGAUUUGAGAGAUAGUAUAACCAAGUUGUGUGCUGGUUUGUACUCUACUCAAGAAUUCGUUUUGCAUACAGCUCGUGAAGUGCCAGCUGGUUUGCAUCUGUAUGAAGAACUAUCAGAAUCUCAAAAUUUGGAGACAUUAAAAGAUUUAGGGGUUUUGGAAGGAACAAAAGUAUUUGUUUGGGAUGGCUUACAAGUUGGAGGUGAACAUUUUGCAAUUGGUGUUGCUCACGAACCUGUGUUAUUGAACAUCACAGUUACCCUUCCAAAUGGAGAAACUACUGAAAUGUCCAGAGGUUUUCCCAAAACAACUACGAUUGGAGAACUGAAAGCUCUUAUUAGCAGCUUAGCCCCUCUGCCUUUAGAAGAUAUUAGAGUUAGUAGACUGGACUUGCAAGGUGAAGAUGCGAGGCUGUCUCCUUUAAAUGAAAGUCAUGAUACUUGCACACUUGCAGAAUUGUCUUUUAUUGAUGGUGAUAAUAUAGUCGCUGAUAAUAUUAAAGAUGAAGAAAUGCAAACCAAAGAAAUUGGGCAAAACCAAGUGACUAUAGUAGUUCAGAAUUUCUAUAAGGAAAUGGCUUUGUCUGAAAAUUCUCAUUCUCCUGCUCAAUUGGUAGAAAUUACUCUAGAUUCUGAUAGUAUUGUUGAGAAUUUAAGAGCACAGGCAGUAUUCCAGUUAGGUUUAGACAGCAGUCGAAGUUAUAUUCUACGAAAGUUGAUUAAUGGCCAAAAUAGAAGACCACCUUUGUAUGAACACCAAACAAUCCGAGAAGCUGGUUUAUUGGAUGUGUCAAUAGUAACCAUUGAAGAAGGCUCACCACCCCUAUUUAAACAAAUUACUGUCAUAUUUAAUGUUGGAGUAGGAUUAGGAGAAAGUCCAGAUUUUGAAAUCACUGUGAAUAAAAACAUUAGUGUUCCUGAAUGCCUUAGGCAGAUGCUGUCUGUAGCUGGACUUAGUGGAGAUACCUGGCAUUUAAGAAAAACGAAUUGGUGUGGCGAGCCUAUGGAACAACUUUCGAUGGAUGCAACGUUAGAAGACGAAGGGAUUCAACAUGGUGAAAACAUGUUGGUCAUGGAAGGGCGUGUACCACCAAAAGGCUUUUUGAAUUUUACUAUUUGGUUCUUCCCGACUCUCGAAAGUAUCCCAAAUCCUCAAAAUGUAAAUAUGAAUGGACUUCAUAGUGGAAUUGAAAAUCUACUUCAGGAUCUGACUGAUUCUGUGUCAAGAAGUGAAGCAAAUAUAAGUGUAAAGCUUGGUGAGGUUGAAUUGUCAUGUGAAUCAACUGUUGGGGAUCUGAAAAAACAUGUUUUAACACUCCAGAGUUUGUCCGGUGUGUCAUUACCAAAUAUUAGAUAUUUGAGGCUGCGGUUGUUAGAUAAUGGAAGGCCUGGUAAAGUCCUCAGAGGUCUAUCAAAUACAUUAAGGAAACUGAAAAUUCUUUCUCAACAGUCAUUAGCUGCUCAAAUAUUAUUUAAAGAAGAAGAUUUGAUGCAGACCGAGCUUUUGUUAAAUGUGUGCCAACGUAUCUCUGACUCCAGAUCAUAUGCUCCGCCCUUAGAAAUGAUUUGGGAUGCCAGCAAAUCUGCUCCUCCAAAAUCAUUAAAGCAAGCUAUAGCAGAUGCCUUGGCUUGUCCAGUUCAAAGAAUUGUGAUAGCAAAGCACUUUCCUGAAAAAUGUCAAUGGCUGAUCAUUGAUGAUGGCAGCAGUUCUAAGAAAGGAAAUAAAAAGAAGAGAUGGGGAACUGGAAAAUCAAACCUAAGACAUUCACCAUAUUUUAUAAAAGAUGGUGAUACGAUAGGUGUAAAGGAUCGGCUAAGCGAUCCAAAUGACCUAGAUGAUUUUAUGACGCCAGAAGAUGUUGAAGGACAAGAAAUUUUAAGAAUAGCUGCUGAAAAUAAAAGAAUUAAGCGCCAAGAUUACAAAAGUCCAUCCAGGUGUAGCGAGUGGAUGCUGGGUGGAAGUGAUCGAGAAUUGCCCAGACAUGCCAAAAAGUCUGAAGUCGGUAUAACGAUACAUGUCGAUGAUUUUACGUGACUUUCUGAGUGAGAAAAUAAGACGUUAAUUGAAAAUAAUCAUCUAUUUUAAAGACGGUGAAGUCCAGUUCUGUGUUUUCAUGUCUAGCAGCUUCCCAUAUUCUCAUUUUAAAAAAGCAUUUAAAGAAAUUUUUGCAUUUCUUUUUCUUUUUUCCUUUUUUUUUAUAUUUUUUUUAUUGUGUGUGUGAGUUAGCUGUAUAUAUUUUUUAGUCUCGAUCUUUCUCUUCCCCAUUGUGAACAAGGGUUCAGGGAAAUUUUUAGAGAGCAUUUAAAUUAAUUAUAUUUAUAAUAUAGCACCAAUGUGAGAGAAUACUACAUUGUAUAAAAUUAGUUAUGAUGAAAUUAUGCUAUGAUAUUUUAUUUAGAUCAAUAUUUUGAAGACAGCUCUAUUAAAGCUAUUAUUUUUAUAGUUUUUAUUCUCUGAGAGAAAUGGCAAAGUUGCUAGUACAAUCACUUAUAACACAAUUUAAGCAAGUAUCUUCUUUUUAAGUUAUGUGUACUUGUUUACAUGUAUCAUUAAUUUCAUUUUUAUUGCAUUUAGACUUUUUGUGGUGUCUUUUUAUUUGUUGUUGCACUGUACAGUGAAAAUUGUGUACAUAAAUUAGUGCAAGUUAAGGAAAUUUAAAAUUUAUAUAGCAUGUAAUAGAGAAAGUAAAUUAUUUUUAUUUUUUCUGUAAGGUGUGUAAGAGUUUUAGUGAGAAUUGUCUUUUUUAAUUUUAUUUCUACCAGGGUUGUAAAAAAAAAAAAAAAAAAAAAAAAAAAAAAAAAAAAAAAAAAAAAAAAAUUUGAAUUAUUCUGAGAAUGCAAAAGCUUUUGGAUGAAUAUUUGAAUUAUAUGCAUUCCAGUGUUGUUAUUGGUGCUAAAUAAAUUAUUAUUUGGUGCAGAAUAUUGGCCUAAUAUAUAAAAUCUUAACAGAAAUGUGUAGAACUUAAACAAGAUCUCUUUCUUGUAUGAUAAGUGAAUGUAAAUUAUUAUAUAAAGUAUUGCUUAAUUGUAUAGAGGCCAGCUGCAUAACUUGGUAAUUGUUGUUUGUAAUUGUUUUGUAAGCAGCUCUUGCUUAUAAAUAAAAUGUUUGAUAAGAAAUGUAUCUUUCUGAUUAAAGUUUUGUUUUUACUGUUU
Molecule: messenger RNA, 5023 nt
Organism: Stegodyphus dumicola
Lineage: Eukaryota; Metazoa; Arthropoda; Arachnida; Araneae; Eresidae
Product: ubiquitin carboxyl-terminal hydrolase 40-like
Biological process (GO): protein deubiquitination
Cellular component (GO): nucleus; cytosol
Molecular function (GO): cysteine-type deubiquitinase activity
Source: RefSeq, a predicted model, not a curated record